Molecule: messenger RNA, 483 nt
Organism: Penaeus vannamei (Pacific white shrimp)
Lineage: Eukaryota; Metazoa; Arthropoda; Malacostraca; Decapoda; Penaeidae
Source: RefSeq, a predicted model, not a curated record
UUCGUCGGCUGCGACAGCGUGGCGGUCAUGGCGGCCGUCUGCGCCUCCGUCGGUCUGGGCGGGUCGGCGUACUGCGGGUUCAUGUGCUCCCACCAGGACCUCGCCCCCAACCUGGCCGGGUCGCUCAUGGGCCUCUCCCUCAGCGUGGGCACCGUGCCGGGGUUCCUGGCGCCCCUGCUCAGCGGCCUCGUGCUCAGCGGGGAUCAGACCCUAGCCGGCUGGAGAACCAUCUUUGUCGUCUCUGCCUGCAUGUCCCUCGUCACUGGAGCAAUUUACGUCGCCUUCGUCACGGCAGAACAGCAGUCUUGGAAAGACACAAGGAGUGAAGCUCAAAAACACGGCAAGAACACGUUACCAGGAGAGACAGUCCACAUCCGGGAAGAGACAGGGCCGAGUGGAGAACCCGAAGGACAGCUUGUGGCUUCCUUCACCUCGACUCAUUCAGGAGACCAGGAUCCAGAUUGUGUCACGACGCAUAUUUGA